Molecule: messenger RNA, 1083 nt
Organism: Cryptomeria japonica (Japanese cedar)
Lineage: Eukaryota; Viridiplantae; Streptophyta; Pinopsida; Cupressales; Cupressaceae
Product: receptor-like protein 32
Exons: 1
Coding region: 1-1083 (360 amino acids)
Molecular function (GO): protein binding
Source: RefSeq, a predicted model, not a curated record
AUGAAUGCUCUGCUAAAGGAAAUAACUGGAUUUCCAAGGGAAAUGAUUUUCUUGUUGCUCAUAUGGCUGAGCUCUACUCGUGUUUCAGUUGCAUGCCCACUGUAUGAAAGAAAUUAUCUCUUAGAUUUUAUGGGGGCUGUUAAAAGUGAUUACAACAGCUUACAGUCAUGGCAAGGAUUCAAUUGCUGCGAUUGGAGAGGUGUCACUUGCAGCCAUGAUUUAGGCAGCCAUGUUACAGGACUGGAUCUCUCUGAUUUCGGCUUGCAAGGUGAGAUUCAUUCCUCUUUGUUUAAACUUGAAUAUUUACAAGAUUUCAAUCUCCGCGAGAAUUUUCUUACUAAGAUCCCGUCCGAUAUUGGAAAGUUGAGGAGGCUCACUCGUCUGGACUUGUCUCGUGGUACCUGGAAAGGUGAAAUUCCAAGAACUUUGGGAAAUCUGCGAAAUCUACGCUACCUAGAUGUAGGUGUAAGCUCCGAUGAUCCAGAUUGGCAAAGAUUGCAGACGCCAAGGUUUGCAAGUUGGCUACAAAAUCUAACCAGAUUGGAGCACCUCUUUCUUAAUGGAGUGAACAUAUAUCCAGAAGAAGCAUCAAGCGAGUGGGGUGAAGUUAUUACCACCCUUGCCAAUCUUACAAAUCUCGAGUUGUAUGAUUGUGGGUUAUCAGGACAACUUCCUCCUUCCAUAGCUAAUCUCUCUAGACUUGUUACCUUGGGCCUGGGAGGCAACUACUUAACAGGGGUGAUGCCCCCUUCUUUAGGUAACCUUUCCGCUCUUGAUAGUCUUAACUUAGCUGGAAACAAAUUGAAUGGUACAAUUCCAUCCUCAAUUUCAAAGCUUGUGCGGUUAACAUCCCUCGACCUGAGUUCCAACAGGUUAAGUGGCCACAUUUCCUUCUCCUCGUUUGAUAAUUUCACUAGAUUAGAAAACAUGGACCUUUCUCACAAUCGGUUGACUGUGAGGAUUGAUUCAACCUGGAUGCCCAACUUUAAUAGUCUUAACAGUCUUGGACUAGAUUCUUGUAAUUUAGUGGAAAUUCCACCAUUUCUUGUGAAUCAAUUUGAAAACAGAGUAGAAACAGAAUGA